Periconia digitata is the source of this 367-nucleotide messenger RNA. The record is from the annotation of a GenBank genome assembly. Lineage: Eukaryota; Fungi; Ascomycota; Dothideomycetes; Pleosporales; Periconiaceae.
UUUCCAAGUGAUGCCAAUGUGUUCUCGCACUGAAAUGAUUCGCUGGACUCUGAAUGUGUCACUUCAACACCCUUCUAUCAAUAUGCAGAUAUUUCGGAUGGUUACUCUGACACCGUUUAUAGUCACGAUCACCACCAGUUCAUCAAAGGGAAGGAGGGAGUGCGGGAGAUUAUGUACUGCAAUCAGUAUGCAGUUAUACGAGGAUUAUCCUUCCUCUUCUUCGCCCUUCUCAGAAAUAUCGAUAGAGGCAGCGAUUAUUCAUAGGCAUGCACAUAGUUUUACUAUCACAAAAGCAUGCGUUUUACAACGCAUGACCUCAUGUGUGGAAGUGCGAUCAACAAUCAAAAUUCUGGAGUGAAAAAAAUUC